Rhopilema esculentum is the source of this 1928-nucleotide messenger RNA. RefSeq names its product sperm-associated antigen 7 homolog. NCBI's taxonomy places the organism in Eukaryota, Metazoa, Cnidaria, Scyphozoa, Rhizostomeae, Rhizostomatidae. Gene Ontology annotation, molecular function: nucleic acid binding. The record is from RefSeq and is a predicted model, not a curated record.
ACUUUAUAGUUGCAGUUUUGCCCUCUGUUGCAUAUUUCAUAUUAUACUCGUGAAACAUGGACCUUUUAGGAUCAAUUCUUGGUAAAAUGGAUGCUCCUCCUAUGACAGCUGUUGAUAAAGAAGCUCUCAAAAAGGCUAAAGAGGCAAAAGCAAAAGCUGAUAAGCUCAAAGCAAAGGAAAAACAAAAGUGGUCAACAUUUAGGACUGAGACUGAAGCACAAAUAUCUGAAUUUGUUAAAGACACAAAUCUAAAGCACAAAAAAUUUGAAGCAAUGGAUAAAGUUGCAAGAAGUAUUGUGCAUGAUGUGGCUGAGGUAGCUGGAUUGACUUCAUUUUCUUUUGGUGAAGAAAAUGUUGAUAGAUAUCUAAUGAUUUGGAAAAAGGAGUUUGCACCAUCAGAUGCAGAGUUGGAGGCAAGAAGAAAUGGAGAGGAAUGGGAUGAAGAAAAGGAGCAGCAACAUGCAGAAAAUUUGAAAAAAAAGAACAAAGAUGAGGUAGAGACUGAGGUUUCAAAAAAGACAAGAAGAAAAAAACAGAAUAGUGAACCAGAAAAACUUUUAGACAAAUAUGCAAAAAUUAUAGGAAAUGAUAGUGGAAUCAAGGCAGCAAGAGCUACAACAACAAAUGCUGCAUACGGAAUGGUUCCAAGCAAAAACAAGGCAGAUAAAAGAUCAAUAGAAGAAACCAUGAACGCUCUCCGUGAAAAGAAAAAGCAAAAAUUACAAAAUGAGCCUACUUCAGGUGAUUGACGAAACGGUGAAACUAAGUGCUAAUCAAACAUCAAUAAAAAGGCAAACAUCACUUGUUUCUAAUGCCAUCAUUUAUAUUGAGUGCUUAUAUGAAACAUUAAAUUCAGUGACAAGUGACCAGUGACAAGUGACAGCAAAAUGGAGACAAAUUGUGUUGUUGACAAUGAAACAGCGUCAAAAGUCCCCAUGAAGGACAUGUUGUUGUCAUAUUCUUACGAUUUUAACACCUUGAAAGUUUUUGCGUAUAAUAAUGAAUGACAAUCAAAACCUUUUAGAUCGGUUAAGAAAAAAUUUGAAAGAAAUUCUUAACUAUUAGAUUUCAAUACAAAAGUUAGCUUAUGCCAACCAUUUUCUUAGGUAUUUGUAAAUUUAUACAUUUAGACAGCCUCUUGUAAACAGAUGUUACUAACUUUAUAAAUACAUUAUAUUCACUGUUUCUUUUCCGAUUUCAUUUUCUUCAAAUUCCUACAACAUAAAAAUUCAUUUUCCAAACUACACUGGGCAAACCCAAAAACAAAAGUGAAGAUUAUUCACAAUACAAUUUCCUUGUGACCUUGCUUGCAAAGUCUCUUUUGACGGUAUUUGUUCUUUUCAUGAAAAUUGAUUGUAUGAGAAACAGUUUUAUCAUAACUUGCAUCAGAUAUUACAAAGUCUCCCCUGUUCGGUUGGUACUCUGUGGAUGAUCUACUAGCUUACAAAAAGUAGCAGAGGUGUAACAGUGGGUGUCAAGGAGUCAAAUUAUCCAAAUUUUUCUUCAGGUGAUUUCUUAUAGGCAUUGAGUCAUGGUAAAAAGGCUUUCUUUAUAGGGGGUGAUAACUGUAGUUUCAUGUGAUAUAAGCAACUGUUGUUUAGAACUUGCUAUUGAUAGAAGCUGUUUUGUGAAUCAGUAUGAGAUGAUCAAAUAUUGCAAUCAUUGUCAUGCCAACCAAUAGUGUUGCAGCACAAAAAUUGUGACUCAGCUGUUUGGGCAUACCUUCUUCUUUUAUCAUGACUCAAUGCCUUUAAUGCAAGUAAGCAUUGCUUUAAUCUAAAUUUACUUUUCAUGACUCUCUACACUCCAAUCUGGAAGAUCAAAAGGCUGAUCCUGAAAAUGAAAAUCACUUUACCUGGUAAAUUUUCAGCUAGAAUAUGAUGAUGGCAUUUCCUGGCAUUUAUUUGUAUAUUGAUUGUUAAAUUGUC